This is a messenger RNA of Branchiostoma belcheri (Belcher's lancelet), 3260 nucleotides long. Its product is annotated as serine-rich adhesin for platelets-like. The transcript is spliced from 5 exons. The record is from RefSeq and is a predicted model, not a curated record. The coding region runs from base 1 to 3192 and encodes 1063 amino acids. NCBI's taxonomy places the organism in Eukaryota, Metazoa, Chordata, Leptocardii, Amphioxiformes, Branchiostomatidae.
AUGCCAAAACCAACAAAAGAGAAGACGUCCAGUGGCCAUUUGGCGAAGGAUCCCGCCAAAUCGGCGAUAAAGUCGACUAAACAGAGACACGGUCUUCACAGAGAAGAUCUAGAGCAAAGAGAUGAACAGAAAGGAACCGUUCAUCCACGGCUUGUAGAAGAGACACAAGCUCUCUGUGCCCAGGCUGACAACAAGGCCAAAGUACCAAAGCGAAAGCACAGACAUCGGGGGAAUAAACCAUACAAGUCGCAAUGGCUGUCUAGUGAUGAGUCCGAAGAUUCUUCAGACCAAGAGCAGAGUCAAAGGCAUAGCAGACAUCACCACAAGAAGCACCACAAGACGUCUUCACGGGACAAGUCGUCUUCAACGUCUUCGGUUGCUCACCAGUCAAGGAAGGACAAGAAGCGGCCGUCUCCCCCACAUGUUGUGCUGAAGUUACGGCGAGUGGCGUCCUCUCCUCACCCCACAGCCAAGGGGGUAGCCACCACAGGACGGCACAACAAAGAGUACGUCGUAAUACACGGAAAUAAGUCUAAGCCACAAAUAGUUGACCAUGGAGACACUGGUAGGCUGAAGUCUUCCACCUUAGACUUGGGGAAGUCAAGUCUUGAAGUGGGAAAAGACAGCAGACGUCGCAUUUCUUACGAGGAGUAUAAGACAAACCUCAAGAAGUCUGCUAGCCACAAGAGCAAGGUGGUGGCUGCUAGAGCAACUUUCGUACCCUCUGCGACCGCUCACACCUCCGAAGUCUCGGCUGAGACGAAGAGUGACACAAAUGAUCGCUGGAAGCUGAAAGCACGUCCGUUGGGUCAAUCCGAGGAGCAGCGACUAGCAGAAGUCACGGCAAAGAUCCGCGCCCGUACCGGGGCGAUCUGUCCUCUCACGGCGGAGUGGUCACUCAAGAAGAAGCCGCUCUCUCAAACCCGCCCGAUACCGGUCCAACCUCAGAGGGUGAGAGCCAAACAUAAAGUCGGUCCCAAGGAUAGUAAAGGCGAGGAGGUCGCUAAACGUCCAAACUCCCGUCCGUCCUGCGACCCAGAGCCUAAAGCCCGUCGUCAUGGUAACGCCAAUGGGAUCAAACGUGCCGACAUCCGCGGGAAGCAGGUGACGUCACGACCCAAACCUGUGACGUCACAAAGCAAACCUCUGAUGUCACCGCCCACACCUGUGGCGUCCUCGGACAACAACAACAACGCCCAGCUGCGGGUACCAGACGCUGACAGCCCGGCCGCUGAGCCCGCUAAACCCCGUGAACACUCGGUCUGGUCCAGCGACUCCGAGUCAGAGUCGGAGUCAGAUGGCGAGUGCUGGUGCAUGGAGUGUUUCAAGAGCCGCCUUAUGGGCUGGGACGUUCCUCACGCCGACAAGUUUGUCGUCAUGAAACAGGCAAGCUUACGUGAGAAUCAGACAGCCACAGCAACACCGACAGCAGUGUCAGCAGUGGUCACGGCGACAGCAGAGGCCCAGGGUAGUGCCAAGAUAGCAGGAAUGACGUCUGUGUCAUCGGAGAUACCAACUCCUGAAGACAGACAUGCUGCUGCCAUGGCAACGAUGGAAUCAGCUAUUCCAGAGACAGCAUCUGCAGAAACACGGGGUCACGACAGCACCGGAACAGCAGUGUCGGCGCCUUUGCUUAUGCCCGGAGAAGCUAUCCUCUCGGACAGCACUGUGACAAAAACAGUGACGCAACCAAUGUCGCAAGAUGAUCAGAUCACCCUUGAGGAAGCGUUAGCAACCUUAGUGGCGUCAGAAAGAGAGGACAGUCCCAAAACAGCUGGAAAAGUAUCCACAAAACGUAAGACACCAGCCCAGGAAUCCUCAGAAGUGAAGAAGAAUACAGAAGGGACGUCUUCAUCGGGGUCCCAGGAGGAAUGGUUCAGGGUCUUUCUGGAUGGAGCGUUCGGUGACUUCCGCCCGGUGUCUCCAACGGGCUCUCUUCACUCCUCCUUGUUUGGGUCUUCCAAGUCCGAACUUUCACAAGAGGAGACAGGAAGCGCUGGCAACGGGAAGGUCCGCUCAUCAAUAGAAAGCGCACUGAGCAGUGCCUCUAGCGCCCAGUCCAGCAACGACACAGGCGACUCAAACGGCAAAAUGACUGUCUCUAAGAAACGUGUACAAAGCAGCUCAGACACCAGCUCUAGCAAAGGCGGGCGAGACAGUGCCAGUACCACAACGACCUUGGGAUCCCAGGCAAGCAGCGACAAAUCACGUCGCCCUGGCAAAAGGAUUGGUUCAAAGAAACAGGCUCGAAGAAGCUCAGAUACCAGCUCUGACAAAACUGGGCGAGGUUACAGUACCAGCAGUACCACAACGCCCUCAAGCGCCCUGUCUGACAGCGACAAGUCUAGACGUGAUGGACAAAAGUCUGGAUCUAAGAAGCGGGCUCGAAGCAGCUCGUCAGAUACCAGCUGUAGCAAACGUGGCCGAGCCAGUACCGGUACUAGUACCAGUACUUCCACCAACUCUCUGACAAGAAACGACAAGAAGUCUCGUCGUGCUGGCAAAAAGACUGCUCCUAAGAAGCGGGCAAGAAGCAGCUCAGAUGGCAAGAGUGCACGUACCCGAGGCAGGGCCAGCAUCAGUACCUCCUGCCUCCCGCCAAGCAAAAAGAGGCGGACUGCAAACAGCCCAGACAUCAAGCCGUACAAAACCACACGCGCCAAACCGCCAGAUCAGAACAAGCUGAUCUCGAUGUACUACAGCUGCGAGCCCAUCGACUUCUUCGCGCCCGACGAGAAGCGAGACGACGGGGAGGAAGGCUACGAGACGCCGUGGAACUUCGGCGUCACCCCUAACCUCUCGCUGAGCCGCUCCGAGGGCGGGCUGUGGCACUCCUGCAAGCCGGUGAGGAGCCUGAGCAGGCCGCCGCCUCUCCCUCCUCCCCUGUACCGCCCCCGCCCGCCGUGGCUGGAGGACGUGGAGGACAGCCCUCCCCCGACCAGCCCGGGCUCACCGCGCCACCCAGACUACCCGCUUCGGUUCGGGGCCACCGGGAGGAGCAAGCCGACGCGCUUCUACACGACACCAUAUCGCAGAGUCGGAGUUCUCGAGCAUGUCGGCUCCCCGCUACAAUCUACAUCUACGUGCCCCGACCACAUGGUGGCCAGGUAUCAGAACUAUCUCUGGAUCGAGCCUUAUGACUGGAGCGGAACAGACAUGUGUGACAUGUUCGACGCCACAGAACUGCGAUAGGAGACAUGUGCGACAUGUUCGACGCCACAGAACUGCGGUAGGAGACAUGUGUGACAUGUUCGACGCCA